CGCCGGGAGCUGUAGGCGCUCGCUGCGCAAUACGGCCUACCGCGCCAGGGGGGCGAGGAGGUGGCCGACCUCUAUCGUCACUUCCGCCGGGGCUUAACGUCACUUCCUGGCGGGAUGGUGGGGAAGCGGGCGCGGGAGGCUCGGCGGGGGAAGAUGGCGGCGCGGGGCGGCCUCUCCGAGGAGACGGUGAACGCCCAGGUCCUGCAGUUGUACUUCCACCAGGCCAUGGCGGCAUACCGCUCCGGACGGAACGGCGACUUCCGUCAGCUCCGCGACGUCAUGCAGGCGCUGCUGAUGCGGCCUCUGAAGAAGGAUCUGCUGGUGUCCAAGAUGCUGCGCUUCAUGCAACUCCUGUCGCGGAUCGAGGAAGGCGAGAACCUCGAUUGCACCUUCGAUCAAGAGCUGGAGCUCACCCCUCUUGAAUCGGCACUCGGUGUCCUGGAGCUCAUUCAGAGAGAAUUCUCCGUGGCGGAGAAGACGAUGGAAACUGUUCAGAAAAUGGUGAAGGAAGCUGCUGUUGUUGUCUGCAUCAAAAGAGAGUUUGAUAAAGCUUCCAAAAUUGUCAAGAGGCAUAUUGGGAAGGAGCCCAGAAACCAGAAAAAGAGGAACGAGUUGCUGACUAUCAUCCGGGAGAAGAAUUUCACUCAUCCAAUCAUCAAAAACUUCUCUUACAAGAACUUCCAGCAGAGCGUGUUUCAGGUCCUGAAGACCUAUGUGGAUGAUUCGGAGCCGCUGCUGCUAACAAUAAUGAAAAAGUCUUUGAAUCUAGAAUGUGCUAAAGAACCAACCUCAUCGGCGACUCCUGAGUCUGCAAAGAGGCCAAAGGACCAGGCAGCAGCUCUGGAGCUUGGCGGGGCUGAAGGCCCAGCAGGAGCUCCAGAGCCUGCAGAAACAGCGAAAGACCUGGAGGGAGCUCCCAACCCUGUAGAAAGGGCAGAUGACUCAGCAGCAGCUCCCGAGUCUAUGGAAGGAGCUACUGACCGAGCAGCAACUCCUGAGCAUGUAAUGGAAUCAGCCAGUAUCUUGGAAGAUGCUUCAGAGCCUAUGGAAAUAUCUAAAGAACCAGCAGCAGCAACUCCAGAACUUCCAGGAGUGUCCUUCAGGGACUCGGAAAGGCAGCCCUCUGGAACUGUAACCACGUAUGGGAUUUCUGUUCUGAGAGAAGCUUUCAAGAUCCUGUCGGACUCCCAGGAUUCUGAUGCACUCUUCACCAAACUGGACGAAACAGACUUUUCUUUCCCCAAGCAACUGUCUCCUUCUGUAUCCCACAGAACCAAGAGACGGAAAGAGGCGGCGAAUCAAGAUUCUGAGAUCUCAGACCCUCCUGAAAUACCCCAUAAGGGCAAACGCUUGUUGACCAUAAGCAAACUGGUCAUGGAGCAAGACAGCCAGUACAGCGAGUCGAGUGAGAGCCCAGACUCUUCCCAGGAGCCAGUUGUAUCUUCUGCUUCCAGACCUGUUCAGAAAUUGCAUGUCCAGCCUGUAUCUACUGAGAGUGCCAAGUCCUUCCAAAGAAGGUGGAACAGCUCAUACGGUGAAGAGGAGAAAGACAGGUGGAGCGAGGAGGAUGAGCUCUUCUCAGAUGCAGCAUCAUUUGAGACAAACAACACCACGAUGGUCUUUGGUUCCAAGAAACAGAAAUGGACAAUCCAGGAGAGCGAGUGGAUCAAAGAGGGCGUGAAGAAGUUUGGAGAAGGGAGAUGGAAAACCAUUUGCCAGAAAUACCCCUUCCAGAACCGUACGGCUGUGAUGAUCAAGGAUCGCUGGCGGACCAUGAAAAAGCUGGGAAUCCUCUAAAGAUGGGCGCCACAGGACCUUCAGUGCAAAAACCUUCUUAUUUUUCUUUUGAAAGAUGGACCGAGCAGUAGUAACGGGGAGCCUGCUGCGCUCAUCCCUGAUGGGUGUUGGGGCCGGCGUGGUGAGCCCCGCUGGCUCGUGGUACCUGAGGCUGCUGCAGCAGGCGGAACCCACGUCUGACAGGAGCCGAGGAGCCUCGUGGCUCGAGCUGUAGCUGCGAGGCUUAGGCCUCCUGCAGUUGGCAGAAGCUGCGCAGCCUGAUUGCACGCGCUCGGAAACGGCCUGGAUUGGGACUUCCUUUUCCACCUGGCAGCUGUAGAAGGAAUGCCAACCCGAUGGGCUGCUGAAACGAGUAUCCUCUGCCCAGAGAUGCUGUCAAAUGGUAGGAUAAUCCCACUAGUAACUAUUUUUAUGUGUUUUAACUGUCUAAAUUGUGAAUCGCUUGUUUCAUGUGUGUGCACUCAGUCUCCUGGAGGGAGAGGCAGCACAUGAUCCCAGAGCUUCUGGGGAGAGGAGAUUUAGGCAAGAUGAUCUGCUUAGAUGUUUUUUUUCAUGUUUCUUUCUGUAAAUGGCUACUCUGUGAGUGGGAAUUUCUCCCUCCCAGCUUUGAGGCUUUAAAAACAUUACUUUUUGUUUCGGUACUUCAGUAUUGGUUGUUCCCAUGUUAAAUCUGUAGUGCUUACUGGUUUUGGUCAUGUCUUACUGGCACUCCUCCUUCCUGGCAACAUCCUCCUCUGUGUGCGAUCCCUGCAAGCAUCUGAGCUCUGAGGGUGCGGCGUCUUUCCUGCUGUCAGGUGCCAAAGCUGUGGUCUUCUGUAAAAUAAAGUUCCUUUCUUGUUGGAUUUCAA
This is a messenger RNA of Tyto alba (common barn owl), 2645 nucleotides long. It is a transcript of the gene TERF2, whose product is annotated as telomeric repeat binding factor 2. Gene Ontology annotation, molecular function: protein homodimerization activity; G-rich strand telomeric DNA binding; telomerase activity. Gene Ontology annotation, cellular component: nucleus; chromosome, telomeric region; shelterin complex. Lineage: Eukaryota; Metazoa; Chordata; Aves; Strigiformes; Tytonidae. Gene Ontology annotation, biological process: protection from non-homologous end joining at telomere; telomeric D-loop disassembly; negative regulation of telomeric D-loop disassembly. The record is from RefSeq and is a predicted model, not a curated record.